ACCUACGUCAUCAACAAGCGACGGCCGACACGAGGGGUUUGUUGUUAAAGAGAAAUCUAGCAGUUUAAAGUAGUCUGAGUGAUAAACACGCUCGUAUUUCACUGCUCUGUCUGCCGAAGAUCAUACAGGCUGACAGCUCUGUGUCUGAGCUGUAAACAAACCCGGGAAGUGAAGCAUUUAAUAUCUUUAAAGAGCUGAAAAUAAUGUGUCARGUAGAUGAAGAAGAGUACCAACAACACCUGGAGCGCGCGGUCAGUGUUUCUAAGAAAUGUGUGAAAUGUAAAGAAUUGUUGGCAGCAGUGGUCAUCAGACCUGGGGAUGCAUACUGCAGGAGCUGUUUCAAAGAGAACUUUAUUCACAAGUUCAGAGCCAUGUUGGGUAAAACCAGAGUCAUUUUCCCUGGAGAGAAGGUGCUGCUGGCUGUAUCUGGAGGUCCUUCUUCCUGCUCAAUGCUCCGUCAAGUCCAAGAGGGUGUGAGUCAGAACGCUCACAAAAAGCUCAGAUUCCUGCCYGCUAUCGUCUACAUUGAUGAAGGGGGAGCUGUGGGUCUGUCGAAACAGGAAAGAGAAAGGACGACGUCCGAAGUCCGGGAAAUUUUCAGAUCUACUGGUUUCCCUUUUUACAUCCUCCCUCUUGAGCAGGUUCUGGACCUUCCUAGUUCAGUCGUGGYGACCACGCCAUCACUUUCAGAACCAUCUAGUGGCUCCUACAAAGCAGCCGUGGAUCACUUCCUGCAGACUGGCAGCAGAAAGGACCUGACAACUCAGAGGCAAGAAGAAAUGUCUCUGCCUGACGUUUCAGAGUCCCAGACCCGUUCACUGCAGCAGCUGAUGGCUUCUGCCAAGUCUCUGACUGCCAGAGAGGACCUGCUGAGCACUUUAAGGCAGCAUCUGUUGGUGCACACAGCCCGGACUGCAGCCUACAGUAAACUCAUGCUGGGGGACAACUGCACCAGGCUGGCUGUUAAACUGCUCACCAGUAUCUCACUGGGCCGAGGGGCGCAGCUGGCUCAGGACACGAGUUUCUCAGACUCCAGAUAUGGUGACRUUGUGUCGGUGAGACCAAUGAGGGACUACUCAGCCAAAGAAAUCGCUUUCUACAAUCACAUGUUCAACGUUCCAUCUGUGGUCGUACCAAGCCUGGAGACAAAGACACCAGAAAAAUCCAGCAUCCAGCGUCUGACAGAGAGCUUCAUCACUAAACUGCAGGCAGAYUUCCCAUCGACUGUGAGCACGAUCUACAGAACCAGUGAGAAGCUGCAGACUGCAGACAGGAGCUCCUCUGCUGCUGCUGCUGCUGAGGGUGACAGAUGUCUGCUCUGUAUGUGCGGCCUCGAUACGGUCGUAGAGAAAGCGUCAGCCCUCCAGGCCACACUGAUCUCAGAGCAGCUCUCUCACAUGAAAAUACCAACCCCAGGUCCAGUAGAGUCCAAAUCAACUCAUCCUGCUGAGCAGUGCUGUUCCUCAUCAGGAGGGGAGGACUGUGGGARAACAGGAAGUGGCUGCUGUUCUUCUAGUAGAGAAAUGGAGGCAGCUGAUGUGAGGAGUCUGAUGUGUUACAGCUGUCAGCUGACAAUUAAAGACAUGUCAUCAGUUCAACAUCUUCCUCAGUAUAUCCUGUCAGAGGCUCAGAAAAGAAAAAGGAGGUCUCUGAUGAAAGAAGAGAUCAAGGAGUUCCUGCUGGACGCUGAUGGCGAUUAACCUUUUUUUUUUGGACAUGAUGACUUCGGUUUAAUCAAAYUUUUGGGAUGCCAAACUACCCAUUAGAAUUAUUUUAAACUCAUUUUGGUCAGUCACUGCUAGAAAUCUUUUAUAAAAUCAUUGUAAAUAAAUUUCAGUGUUAUGUAAUAUGCGACAGUCAGGUGUUCUGAAAACUGGCAUGUGAUGUAAACAAAGUAGAAAUAUACUGACUGUCCCCUUUUUAUUAAACAAAUCACUGAAAUUUUAA
Molecule: messenger RNA, 1947 nt
Organism: Austrofundulus limnaeus
Lineage: Eukaryota; Metazoa; Chordata; Actinopteri; Cyprinodontiformes; Rivulidae
Gene: ctu2
Product: cytosolic thiouridylase subunit 2 homolog (S. pombe)
Exons: 16
Coding region: 204-1700 (498 amino acids)
Biological process (GO): tRNA wobble position uridine thiolation
Cellular component (GO): cytosol
Molecular function (GO): sulfurtransferase activity; tRNA binding
Source: RefSeq, a predicted model, not a curated record